Molecule: messenger RNA, 1863 nt
Organism: Dendrobium catenatum
Lineage: Eukaryota; Viridiplantae; Streptophyta; Magnoliopsida; Asparagales; Orchidaceae
Product: putative disease resistance protein RGA3
Exons: 1
Coding region: 1-1863 (620 amino acids)
Biological process (GO): defense response to other organism
Molecular function (GO): ADP binding
Source: RefSeq, a predicted model, not a curated record
AUGAGCAAAUGGGAGAGGUUGCUCACCCCGCUGGCUGAUGGUAAAAUUGGUAGUAGAAUUUUGGUAACAACUCGAAUGGACUCAGUUGCAAAGAAGAUUGCAAGGGUCAUUCAAGAGAAGACGGUAAAAUUUACAUUAGAGGGCUUGGAGGAAGAUCAGUGUUUGAGGCUCCUCAACUUACAUGCAUUUGUUGGUGUAGAGAACCCCUCUGAUGAUGAUCAUAAAAAAUUAAACGUCAUUGCUGGAGAGAUAGUUAAAAAGCUUUUAGGGUCUCCAUUGGCAGCUAAAGUCAUUGGUGGUGUUCUGAAUGACGACUUGGAUGAAAGGCAUUGGAGGACAGUUCUAGAAAGCAAUUUAUUGGGUGAGAAUUCUAUCAAUUCUAUCUUAAGACUGAGUUAUGUAGUUCUGCCAAAUUAUCUACAAAAUUGUUUUGCAUUUUGUUGUAUGUUCCCGCAAGAUCAUACAUUUGAUAAAGAUGAUUUAGUCCAAAUGUGGAUUUCAUUGGGUUUCAUUCAGCCAUCUCAAGGAAUGACAAUGGAGGAUAUUGGAGGAAGGUAUUUUGAUGCUUUAGUAAAUAAAACUUUAGUUGAGCAGGUCAGAGGUCACUAUAAGAUGCAUGAUUUAAUAUAUGAGUCGGCAUCUAAAUUUUUUGCACAGAUAUGCGGUAAAUUUGUGGAUGAUGAAGAGUCAUCUCUCAAAAUUUCUGAAAUUUUUCGAUACUUAUUUGUUGAAACUACAAAUCCAGACAUCAUACAAAAAAUUGGGCAGUUUAAACAUUUGCAUUCUCUUUUCUUGUUCUAUAAAGCUUUUAAUGAGGAUAUUUGCAGUGCACUUAUUGAAAUAUUCAGAGCAUCAAGAAGCCUACGCUUAUUAUAUGUAUGUGCUCCAUACUUGAAAGAGAUACCCGAGGAAAUUGGAAAUUUGAUACAUCUUCGAUGCUUAAAGAUUGUUGGUUAUAAUUUGACUACGAUGCCAAGAUCUCUAAGUAAUCUGUAUCACUUGCAAUACUUAAUAUAUGAUAGCCCAGGGGAGGUAGAACGUCUACAUGAAGGUGAUGAUUUUUUACCAAGGGAACGUCGACAUAAAGCUGAUGAUUUUUUACCACAUGACAUUAAUAGCCUUCCAAACUUGCGUUACAUGAAAUUGCCCAAGAGUUACAGUUCAUUGAUACGUUGGAUUGGGAAGCUAAAGUCUCGUCCAGAACAAGUUGUGAGUGGUUAUAGAUCAAUUGGGGAGUUGAAGAAUAUGAAUGAUUUUUGCAUUUUAAAAAUCAACCGCCUUGAAUAUGUGAAGGACACCGAGGAGGCUCGUAAUGUCCAAUUAUGUGAAAAGACGAGGCUCACAGAUUUGACCUUAUGUUGGACAAGAUCUGAUUCAUGGAAAAUCGCUUCAUGGAAAAUUGCUUUAUAUGAGAACGUGCUCGACAACCUUCAACCACCAAAUUGUCUAAGGAAGCUGAGCAUAAAUGGUUACUGGGGUGCAAGGUCUGCAAUAUGGAUGAAUAAUGUCAAUAUGAUCUUCAAUCUAGAGGAAAUCAAUUUGACAGGUUGCAAGGAGUGGGAAACUCUUCCUCCUUUCGGGCAACUUCCCUUCCUCAAGUCACUGAGACUUAAAAACAUGCCGAAAGUAAAAUUGCUUGAGAGUAAAUUUAAUGGGAAUGAUAAACACCAUGCCUUUCCUUGCUUAAUUAAACUGGAGCUUUGGGACGUUCCUAUGCUUCAGGAAUUACCGAACCUUCCUCCCUCUUUGGAAGGUCUAAGAAUUAAAUAUUGUCAUCCAGAGUUAAAGAAGCGCUAUGGAGAGGAUGGAGGCCCCGAUCGGCACAAGAUUGCUCACAUUCCUGAAAUCUAUAUUUCUACUUGA